This is a messenger RNA of Zalophus californianus (California sea lion), 1060 nucleotides long. RefSeq names its product GTP:AMP phosphotransferase AK3, mitochondrial-like. The record is from RefSeq and is a predicted model, not a curated record. Gene Ontology annotation, cellular component: cytoplasm; mitochondrion. Bases 84 to 776 code for a protein of 230 amino acids. The transcript is spliced from 2 exons. Gene Ontology annotation, molecular function: AMP kinase activity; ATP binding. NCBI's taxonomy places the organism in Eukaryota, Metazoa, Chordata, Mammalia, Carnivora, Otariidae. Gene Ontology annotation, biological process: nucleobase-containing compound metabolic process.
GCCAGCCCCGAACCCGCAGGCGAACGAGCGCGCGGCCAGGCCGGAGCCCCCCGCGCUCGCCGCCCGGGCGGCUCCCUCCGGCCAUGGGGGCGUCCGCGCGGCUGCUGCGCGCGGUGAUCAUGGGGGCGCCGGGCUCGGGCAAGGGCACCGUGUCGUCGCGCAUCACCAAGCACUUCGCGCUGAAGCACCUCUCCAGCGGGGACCUGCUCCGAGACAACAUGCUUCGGGGCACAGUUGUCCCAGCACCAUUUGUUGAAAAGACUACUUUCAUUGACCAAGGGAAGCUCAUCCCAGAUGAUGUCAUGACUGGGCUGGCCCUUCAUGAGCUGAGAAACCUCACCCAGUAUAGCUGGCUAUUGGAUGGUUUUCCAAGGACACUUCCACAGGCAGAAGCCCUGGAUAGAGCUUAUCAGAUAGACACAGUGAUUAAUCUGAACGUGCCCUUUGAGGUCAUUAAGCAGCGUCUCACUGCUCGCUGGAUUCAUCCAGCCAGCGGCCGAGUCUACAACAUCGAAUUCAACCCUCCCAAAGCUGUGGGCAUUGAUGACCUGGCCGGGGAGCCUCUCAUUCAGCGUGAUGAUGACAAGCCAGAGACCGUUGUCAAGAGGCUGAAGGCUUAUGAAGUGCAAACACAGCCGGUCCUGGAAUAUUACCAGAAAAAGGGGGUAUUGGAAACCUUCUCUGGAACAGAAACCGACAAGAUCUGGCCCUAUGUCUAUGCUUUCCUACAAACAAAAGUUCCACAAAUAAACCAGAAAGCAUCAGUUACUCCAUGAGGAAAAGUGCAUAUAACCAGUGAGAUGAGCAGAGACUCCUCGCCUGUGCGUUUAGAAGCUCCUUGUUCUGAGACUGGCAUGAAUGAAUUCUUCGACAGUUAUAGUCGUUUCACUUCUACAGAUUUUAUUCUGGAAACUAAGGAUGUGUCAAAUGAGUCCGAUACAAAGAUUCAUCUUUUUGUCUAAGUGGGUUUUACCCAGGUAUCUUCUAUGGGUGUGCAAUUAAAAAACAAUCAGAUAUCUUAACUUUUGAAAAAUGUUUUAAAGCAUAAUUAAAAGAGCAA